AAGAAGGCAGGUGAGGUUGCUCCCUCUUCUUCCUCCGUACCUAAAAAACAUCACGACCUAGUUUCAUUUUAUUCCCCUCUUUCUCAGUGCUGAGGAAGGAAGGAAAUCGAAGAAGAUGAGUUACCAGAGAGCUCCCCAAGAGCCCUACCCAUAUCCUCCAGGGUACGCGCCUCCUUAUCCACCUCCACCCGGUUACCCAUCAGCGCCGCCGCCACCACCGCCGCCGCCUCCAUACGAGGGGUACCCUCCGCCUCCGCCACCUGGGUAUCCCGCGUAUCCUCCACCUCCACGUCCGCCUUACGAGGGGUACCAAGGUUAUUUUGCAGAAGGGUAUCCGCCACCGCCGCCUCCUCCUCCUCCUCCUCCAGGUCAUCCUCGGUAUCAACACUACCAUGAGCAGUAUCACUAUCAAGAUCAGCAUGAUACUGGCUGUUUCUCGUUCUUGCAAGGCUGUCUUGCUGCACUUUGUUGCUGCUGCAUGUUGGAGGAAUGCUGCUUCUUUCUACGGUAAUGAAAUGGGCAUAUUCAAUAUUUCACAUUUGCAAGUCGCUACACUUCCUUGAGUCAAUAUGGGGGGAGAAAUGUCGCUUCCAGUGACUUCUGCAUGACAUUAUUAGGGUUUGGUGAUUGUUGCCUUGCAUCCUUCUUGGAUGUGAGGAGUUGUGUCUACUACAUACAUGGGUUCCAUGUCUGUUUAUUUCUGGAGCUUUAUCUAUCCAAAUUUGUAAACAGAAGCUAUCAAUAUAAAUACAGCUCUUAUUG
This is a messenger RNA of Rubroshorea leprosula, 762 nucleotides long. NCBI's taxonomy places the organism in Eukaryota, Viridiplantae, Streptophyta, Magnoliopsida, Malvales, Dipterocarpaceae. The record is from the annotation of a GenBank genome assembly.